This is a messenger RNA of Gossypium raimondii (Peruvian cotton), 612 nucleotides long. RefSeq names its product multifunctional methyltransferase subunit TRM112 homolog A. The transcript has a single exon. The record is from RefSeq and is a predicted model, not a curated record. The coding region runs from base 95 to 469 and encodes 124 amino acids. Gene Ontology annotation, biological process: peptidyl-glutamine methylation; rRNA (guanine-N7)-methylation; tRNA methylation. NCBI's taxonomy places the organism in Eukaryota, Viridiplantae, Streptophyta, Magnoliopsida, Malvales, Malvaceae. Gene Ontology annotation, molecular function: protein heterodimerization activity.
ACAAGCUAAGCAUAAACCAGCCUAGUGCUUUCUGUGCUUAAAUAUAACGGCAAAGCCCGAAACGAAGAAAGCAAAGGAAAAACAGAGCAAAGAGAUGAGGUUGCUAACUCACAACAUGUUGUCGUCAAACAUCAAGGGGGUAACCAAUGGCUUCCCUCUCAAGAUUGAAGUGGAGAAAGUGGUGGAGAAGCAAGUCGAAAUCAACCACGAUUUCCUCAGGAAUAUAUUUCCCAAGAUCGAUUGGAAAGCGUUUUCCGAUGCUGCCAGAACUAUGGGCUACGUCGAGCUUCCUGAGCAGGCACCUGAUCCGUCGGUGCUUGAGUCGGACCUGGACUUCUUGACGAAGUUCCACCAUGCCCUCUUGGAGCUUCAUCUUGAGGAAGGUGCUCUUGUUUGUCCCGAGACUGGCAGGAAGUUUCCGGUUAAUAAGGGAAUCCCCAAUAUGCUUCUGCAUGAAGAUGAGGUUUAAGGGAAUGGUGGUUGAUACGGCUGCGCCACUGGGCCUCACCGGUUUUUAAUUAGGGUUUAUACUCUUUUCAUUUUCUUUUUGUGUGUGUUGUUUUAAUUAUAAUGUCACUGAUUUUAAUUUAUUAAAUAAUGCAUUUUAAUGAA